UUAUUAUUUAAAUAAUGUAUACGUGUAAUAUGGGUUUUUCAUAUAAAGAAUAUUCGCAAACCGGUUGAAUAAAAUGUUUUAUUAUAUAUCAUAAUAGAGUAUUUGCUAUAUAAAUAUAAUGGACAAUUUAAAAGCGCCGUCUUUGCCAUCCCUUUUGGAUUCGGAUAGAGGCUCUUGUGAUAGCCUCAUAGACUCAUCACAAUUUGAUUUUGAAGAACUUGAUGAUGCUGAAUAUUCAUUGCCACCAAUAGACAUCUUGCCGAGUCUUGAAAGUGUUCUAAGUGAACUAAACUGUGAAGAAAAUGAUAGUGUUGCAAAUACGAGAGUAAAUUCUUCAGUCAACUCUAUAGAUUUUCAACAAAAUUUUAAUCAACAUGAGAUUUCAGUUAGUUCUGGUUAUAACACCGGCUCAGUUUUGCGUCAUGUUUUUUUUCAUGGCAUUAGUUCCCAGAUUCAAUCGGCUAGUGAGCGCAUAAAAGCUGGCUUGGCUUCUGUAAUAUCAGUUCAUGAAAUGAUUGCUGUAGGGACUACUCAUGGCCAUGUUUUAUGUUUUGAUGCUGCUCAAACAUUACGAUGGUGUUGCACUGAUCAUUUAUCACAUGGUGCUGUAUCUGCACUUGCAUUUAAUAAUGAAUGCUCCAGGCUUCUUGUUGGAUAUGCACGAGGGCAUACAGUUAUGCUGAAUAUCUCUACUGGUGACACAUUACGUUCAGUUGCUGAAUGCCAUACACCAAAUUCAGCUGUUUUGGCUUUGCGUUGGAUAUCAUCUGCCAAAGCUUUAUGCUUGGAUUCGGGUGGAUCUGUAUGGUCCUUAAGUUUUACUAGAAGACUUGGAGUUAGAGGUUGUGAAAGUAAAUGUCUUUUUAGUGGAGCUAGAGGAGAGGUGUGUACUCUGGAGCCUUUAUUAUUAGAAGAAGAGCACUCGUUGAGAUCUUACAAUAUAACUGCUUUUGCAACAAUGUCAAAAAUUAUUAUAGUCACACUAAAACCACGUUUGCGCGUUAUUUGGACACAACCACUUCCAGGCAAUCCUCAAUAUCUUCCAUUGCUUGCUUGGCAACUUGUAGUCAUUCAGUCUAUUGAUUCUAAGAAUAGAGAUCCUGUACUUGCCUAUGCAAGAGGAACAGAACUGUUUUUCAACCAGAUAUCUGUUAACUCAGGUCGUUUGCGUUGCACUAUGCUAACUCGAGUAGCAUUGUCAUGUGCAUUAUUAGCACUACACUGGUUAGGCCCAAAAUCAAUUGCAUGUAUAGAUGCAAGAGAAACUUUACGACUCUUGGAUGUGCGUAAUACUACUGAACAGGAAACUAUUGAAUUAGGAAAUAUUGGGCUAGUUUACGGCUCUGCUUUUUAUAAGGGUCUAGCCACAGGCGGAAAUGUUUCACCAGCUUUGGCUUUGGCUGGUACUCAUGCAUGUUAUAAUUCUAUGGCUUCAAAAGGAUCUCAAUUACUUAUUUUGGGUCAUAAAGGGGUGCAUGGGAUAACAGUGAGGUCCUGGACAGAACGUUUGUCAUACCUAACAAAUACAGAUAGAUGGUCUGAAGCAUUUGCUUUGAUAGUAGAAGGAUAUCUAGCAGCUUGCGAUAGACCAAGAAGACAAGAAAUGAUUAAGGAUAAAGCUACACAACUAAUUCAAGAUUAUUUAUCAAAAACCCAAACUUCACCAGAUAUUGCAUUGGUGGAUAUGUUCAAAUGUUGCAUGGAGUUGAAAGAAGAAUCAUAUUUGUGGGGUGAUUUAUGGAACAGAUGUGAGGAAUCUCCACAGUCAUUUAUAGAAGCAAUGGUUCCUUACAUUUUAGAUGGAAUGUUAAAUUAUGUUGCUCCUUAUGUUACACAAGCAUUGGUAGAUUACUUUUGUGAAAAAAAUAUUACAAUGCUUCAAAAUAUUAUUUUAAAAUUGGAUGUUACUUGUCUAGAUUUGCACCAGGUUUUAGGUAUAUGUAGAAAGCAUCAAUUAUUCUCUGCAUUUAUUUAUGUAACAACUCAGGCAUUGCAAGAUUACACAUUGCCGAUAACUGAAUUAAUUCCUAUUCUUAAUAAUUUCUGUGAUAAUUGUGAUCAUGUACAAAAAACAUUACAACCUCAAAGUAUUAGCAAUACCACAAAUUUAUCACAUGCAGAUACAGUUUGUGAUACACACGAUGAAAGUGCAAUAAAUAGUUUUUAUAAUAAUGAAUGCCAAAAUUGCGCAAAGACUAGAGAAUUAGGUGAUAUUUUGCUAGUGUAUAUAUCUGCUUGUCUAAUGGGUAAAAAGUUUCCUUAUGGUGAUUUAAAUGAAACUGAAGGGGAUAGAGUGAAGAAGGAGGUAUUAAAUAUUCUAAUAGCAACACAUUCAUCAGCUUCUUUAAAUGGUGAAUUGCCCUAUCCUUACUUGAGAUCGUUAUUACAAUAUAAUCCAAGAGAAGCAUUAAAUAUAAUUAGCAUGGCUUUUCAAGAACCACAUUUUCAUGGGGAUCUUGGUCAAGCACAACGCUUACGAGUUAUAAAGGUUUUAGCUGAUAUAAUGGAUCCAGUUGAUAAUAAUAAUGAAGCAAUUGGAUGUCUUUUAAAUUUCAUGGCAUUACAAAUAUGUAAUCGAGUCAUUCCUUCAAAUGGUAAUCUCUUUCAAAAGGUAAUUGAUUACAUCAUGUCUCCAUUAACCAGCUUAAUGUCACAUAGACAAGAUUUGGAAAGACAACAGAUGUGGAUAGAACUGAGAAAUUUUGGAUUCUUGACACAUAUUCCUCUUUCAAAACAAAUUGAAAUUGCACGGCAGGCCCAUUGUUAUCGUGUCUUAGAGCAUUUGCUAGAAGUUGAUGAAAGUUAUAGUGAUAUAUUACGUUGCUAUUUGGAUGAUAAGCAGAGACAGAAACAGGCAUUUCAAUAUAUUGAAAAAUAUGCUAAAGAACCAGAAAGAGAUGUUUUUAAACAAAUAGAGUUUAACAUUGAGCGUUUGUUAGCAUUAAAUAGUGAACUAACUGCCAAAAUAGUUGCAGAAUUUUUCAUAGACUCUGUAGAUAGUUUAACUGAUAAAAUACUAAACGAAGAUCAUAAGUAUUUAUUUUUAAAAGGGUUACUGAUGUGCAAUGUCCAACUAAGUUCAGAAAAGUCUGAAUUAUAUUUAGACAUAUUAUGUAAAAAAAAUGAUAGUUCUGUAAUAGAGUAUUUGAAAAGUUCUGUGAAUAUUCGUGAUGAUAUUGCCAUUGAUAUUGUUAAAAGGCAUGGUGAUAGUUAUGCUUUAGUACAUUUAUUAGAGAAACGAGGUGAUUAUAUUUCAGCAUUUAAUAUACUAUUUGACUUAUUUAACAAAGCUGUAUCCAAUGAUGAAAAUGUUGAACAGUUAGCUGAUGAUAUCUCAAACCUAUGUACUAGAAGUGCAAACAUUCUAUCUCAGUCCAAGCAAGAAAGUUUGUGGUUCCCGUUUCUAGAAUUAGCUUUAAGUAAUAAAAGUCUUAGAGGAAUCACUAGAGAAUUAUUACACUUAGCUAGUGCUCAUGUACGACUUUCCGCACUGGUACAUCUCAUUGUGAAGUCGGAAGUGGGUGGUAAAUUUGGUGAUAUAAAACAAAUUCUGGCAGGAAUGUUGAUAAACUCUAGGUAUGAGACUGUUUUAUUAGAAACUACAUCAAGUAUAUUGAAUAGUGAUCUACAUCACAUUCUUGCAAAGGAUUUAUUUAAAUCUCAUCAUGCAUUAUCUGUUCGAUCAUGUGUUUGUUUUAUAUGUAAUAAAAAUUUAUGUGCAGAAGUGGAAACUAUGGUUUAUGGCUGUGGACAUUGUUUUCAUGUGAAAUGUAAAAGUUCAGAUAUCUGUGCAGCGUGUGGUUUUAAAUAUUCUGUGACUAGUGAAAUACAAAAUUAUAGUUAUAAGAAGAAUUACUGUGUAGAUGAAUUUGAUUCUCUAAAAUUGUCAACUACUUAUAGACCUGACCUAGAAGGUCUUUUCUAAUAAAUUGUA
Molecule: messenger RNA, 3934 nt
Organism: Ctenocephalides felis (cat flea)
Lineage: Eukaryota; Metazoa; Arthropoda; Insecta; Siphonaptera; Pulicidae
Gene: Vps8
Product: vacuolar protein sorting-associated protein 8 homolog
Exons: 13
Coding region: 119-3925 (1268 amino acids)
Biological process (GO): protein targeting to vacuole; endosomal vesicle fusion
Cellular component (GO): late endosome; HOPS complex
Molecular function (GO): protein binding
Source: RefSeq, a predicted model, not a curated record